This is a messenger RNA of Symbiodinium sp. CCMP2592, 1263 nucleotides long. The record is from the annotation of a GenBank genome assembly. NCBI's taxonomy places the organism in Eukaryota, Dinophyceae, Suessiales, Symbiodiniaceae.
AUGGUGCAGUUGAAUGAGACAGAGAAGACAGUCGUUCGCUGCAUGCGGCAGGGAGGCUGGUUCCACUUCCGUCCAGACAGUGAAGGCAGGCUUCAGGACUGUGGCAGCCAGAAAUGGUGUCUGGACUUCCCUGAAGGCAAUGCCAAGCUAGGCAGGGACCACCUCAGAGAAAGGUCUCGUUGGGUGGACAAGACAGGCAAGGUGCUUCCGUGGACAGAGGCAGACAGCAAGACAUUUGAUGAAUCCAAUGCAUUCGAACCCGAGGCUACGUACCUGCUUGGCCAGACAGACAUACACUUGAGCUUCCGAGCGAAGCCCAAUCUCCUUGCUCAGUCAGAAACAGAGCUCAGAGAGGUCAUUCUGAGACAGGUCCACCCGAACGAGAGGAGACGGCUUUUCCAGGAACAGGAUCAGGAACGCGAAGCAAGACAGAAAAGGCGCAAACUUUUGAAAGAAUGGAGACAGCAGCAAGCCAACAAGACAAAGAAGCAGGCUCUGCUGUCUGUCGUGCCCAAAGUGGGCCAGAAAAAGGCCAAGAAGAAGGCCUCCAAAGGCGACAAGAAGCCCAGCGAGGGACACUUGCAUGGCAAGCAAGCUCGAGUGAUCGGUGACCUGGCUCCGCAGACGCUGCUGGGCAAGAUCGUGGUGUGUGGAAAGCAGACAGACAGCCAAGUCCUGAUCAAUGCUGAUGGACUUCAUGAAUGGGUCAGCCACACAGACAUUACGCUGGACGUCAGAGACAGACAGUUUCCGCUGGUUUUGGAUUUUGAGUCUUUCCCCAGUGCUGCAGCCAGUGAGGAAGCGGCAGCCAGUGCAAAAGAUUUGCGGCUUUACAAGCACGAAGAGCUGCUGACAGACAGCCAGCUCGAAGCUGGCAUCAGGGAGAUGUCAUACCGAUUCUCCCAUGGAGCAGAGCCAGCCAGCCUGUGUGUUUUGCGGCCAGCAGAGGCCAAGCAACUUAUCCAGACACAUACACUCAAGGCAGCAGCAAAGACAGCCAUGGACAGCCAGGCUGGUUUGGUCUUGGCAGUCGUGCAAAGCCAGCCUCCGAGACACUGGUCCUUGCUGGUGGUCGAGACAGUCAGAGACAGCCCCGAAGCGAAGGUCAGGUACUAUGACACGUUGCCCGGUGAGGCAGCCUACAAGGAAGCCAGUGCAGUUUUGAAGGUGCUGCUGCAGACAGCCAAGAAACAGGCCCAGCCUUUGCCUGCGCCAGUCAGUCUUGCUGUACCUGGAGCAGGAGUGGCGGCGGUGGAUGGGUGA